AUGCCUCCCGGAUAUACACCGACGACCUCUCUGUGGAGGAGCCUGAGCCAUGUUCUCAGAGAACAACAUCUUCGCCCUUCCAUAUCCCACCUACGAUCACGCGUACGGUCAGCAGCCACAUUUACACACCGGCGAUAUGCCCAAGCUAUCUCUGUGCUGCCCACUUUGGUCGACAAGUCCAGUCCCGACUUCAAGGACAACGCAGCUCAGCUGAGGGAGAUCAUGGCCAAGUAUUCUGAACUCCACCAGAAGAUCUUGCGCGGCGGGCCAGAAAAGGCACGAGACAAACAUAUUCAGAGGGGGAAAAUGUUGGCAAGAGAUCGGGUUACAGCUUUGAUAGACCCUUGGAGCCAGUUCUUGGAACUUUCACCGCUGGCAGCGCAUGACGUCUACGAGGACGAGGUGCCUGCGGCCGGCGUCGUGGCAGGCAUUGGAACCGUCGAAGGGGUCACUUGUAUGAUCGUUGCCAAUGAUGCUACAGUCAAAGGUGGCACAUAUUACCCUCUGACGGUGAAGAAGCAUCUGAGAGCGCAGGAGAUCGCCCAGCAGAACAGACUACCGUGCAUAUAUCUGGUCGACUCGGGUGGUGCAAACCUGCCGAACCAAGCGGAUGUGUUUCCCGACCGAGACCACUUUGGGCGUAUCUUCUUCAACCAAGCGAGGAUGAGUAGUAUGGGGAUCCCACAGAUUGCCGUGGUCAUGGGGCCUUGUACGGCUGGUGGAGCAUAUGUGCCGGCCAUGUGUGACGAGUCCAUUAUCGUCGCGAAACAGGGCACCAUUUUCCUUGCGGGUCCACCUCUGGUCAAAGCGGCCACCGGAGAAGUGGUCUCGGCUGAAGAUCUCGGUGGUGGUCAACUUCACAGCUCUGUGUCCGGAGUGACCGAUUAUCUUGCCGUGGACGACGCCCAUGCCAUCGUCCUCGCGCGACGGUCAGUGGCCAACCUGAAUUACCCCAAGGAGCAGCCUGCUCCGGUGGCAGUUCGAGAGCCACUCUAUGAUCCUGAAGAGCUAGCGGGCAUCGUGGGGACCAAUCUGCGGAGGCAGAUCCCCAUGCACGAAGUGAUUGCACGAAUUGUGGAUGGGAGUGAAUUCGCCGAGUUCAAGAAGGAUUACGGGACGACAUUGUUGACCGGAUUCGCCAGAAUUUACGGCUACCAGGUGGGAAUCAUGGCCAACAACGGAAUCUUGUUCUCCGAGUCAUCCUUGAAAGGGGCACACUUCAUCGAACUAUGCUGCCAGCGCAACAUUCCAUUGGUCUUCCUUCAGAACAUCAGUGGGUUCAUGGUGGGUGCCGACGCGGAAAAGGGUGGAAUUGCCAAAAAUGGUGCCAAAUUGGUGACCGCAGUCGCCUGUGCCGACGUCCCCAAAUUCACGGUCGUGGUUGGUUCCAGUGCUGGUGCUGGCAAUUAUGGCAUGUGUGGCCGGGCGUAUUCGCCACGGUUCUUAUGGAUGUGGCCGAACGCGAAGAUUGGUGUGAUGGGACCUGAGCAACUUACCGCGGUCAUGGAGACGGUGGGCAGAUCCGUCGACCCCGAGCUCCGACACCGUAUCGAGCGAGAAAGUGAUGCGGCCUUCUCGUCAGCCAGAUUGUGGGAUGACGGUGUCAUUCCACCUGCGCAAACCAGGCACAUGCUUGGGCUUGGCCUGAAGGCUGCCUUGGGUGGCAGCACCCAGGGGGCAAGUACCAAAUUUGGAGUUUUCAGAAUGUGA
Molecule: messenger RNA, 1710 nt
Organism: Rhinocladiella mackenziei CBS 650.93
Lineage: Eukaryota; Fungi; Ascomycota; Eurotiomycetes; Chaetothyriales; Herpotrichiellaceae
Exons: 1
Coding region: 1-1710 (569 amino acids)
Biological process (GO): L-leucine catabolic process
Cellular component (GO): methylcrotonoyl-CoA carboxylase complex; mitochondrion
Molecular function (GO): methylcrotonoyl-CoA carboxylase activity
Source: RefSeq, a predicted model, not a curated record